Messenger RNA from Arvicanthis niloticus (Nile rat), 2829 nucleotides. It is a transcript of the gene Rspo2, whose product is annotated as R-spondin 2. The record is from RefSeq and is a predicted model, not a curated record. Lineage: Eukaryota; Metazoa; Chordata; Mammalia; Rodentia; Muridae.
CCCUUCUGCAGCCGGCGGAAUCCCAAAACUGCCAAGAGCUCCCGGCGGGUGUAGGCAAACUUUUUCCGAGCCCACGUGCUGACCAAACAGACCGGCUCGCUUCCCGAGCCUGGGAUGGAGCGCCGCGCCUAGGCACGCCGUGCAGCCCGAGACCCGAGCGCACGGUUCACCGCGGAGGGAAGAGAUGCUCAUCGAGCCAAAUUGAUCAUUGCAGCCUCAGGGCAGUGGCAUCUGUCUCUGAGUCCUCCCUAGGAGCUCGACCCACACUGUCUCCUUACAGGAGCCCAGCAAUUCCUCGACUUUUGAGAGGCGUCUCUCCCCAGCCCGACCGUCCAGAUGCGUUUUUGCCUCUUCUCAUUUGCCCUCAUCAUUCUGAACUGUAUGGAUUACAGCCAGUGCCAAGGCAACCGAUGGAGACGCAAUAAGCGAGGUGGGUCGCACUCGGCUGAAGCUAGUUAUGUAUCAAAUCCCAUCUGCAAGGGUUGUUUGUCUUGUUCAAAGGACAAUGGGUGCAGCCGAUGUCAACAGAAGUUGUUCUUUUUCCUUCGGAGAGAAGGGAUGCGUCAGUAUGGAGAGUGUCUGCACUCCUGCCCAUCAGGAUACUAUGGACACCGAGCCCCAGAUAUGAACAGAUGUGCAAGAUGCAGAAUAGAAAAUUGUGAUUCUUGCUUUAGCAAAGACUUUUGUACCAAGUGCAAAGUAGGCUUUUAUUUGCAUAGAGGCCGCUGCUUUGAUGAAUGUCCGGAUGGUUUUGCACCAUUAGAUGAGACCAUGGAAUGUGUAGAAGGUUGUGAAGUUGGUCAUUGGAGCGAAUGGGGAACGUGUAGCAGAAACAACCGCACAUGUGGAUUUAAAUGGGGUCUGGAAACCAGAACACGGCAGAUUGUUAAAAAGCCAGCGAAAGACACAAUACCAUGUCCAACCAUUGCGGAGUCCAGGAGAUGCAAGAUGGCCAUGAGGCACUGUCCAGGAGGGAAGAGAACACCAAAGGCAAAAGAGAAGAGAAACAAAAAGAAGAGACGGAAGCUGAUUGAGAGAGCCCAAGAGCAGCACAGUGUCUUCCUCGCCACAGACAGAGUGAACCAAUAAAAUACAAGAAAUAGCUGGGGCAUUUUGAGGUUUUCUGUUUUGUUUUGCUGUUGUUUUGCAAAAGUGCACAAAGCUACUCUCUAAUCCACACUGGUGGACAGCAUUCCUGAUCCUCUGACCAGUAUCCAUUUUCAGUAAUGUUGCAAAGGGAGGUGCCCAAGCAUGGACUCUGGGUUAUUUAUGCUUUGAUUAGAAUCUGGGGCCUGUGAUAGCAGGAGCUUGUUGAGCUGAAUCAGUGCGAUGUGAUGCACCUGUACUCUUGUGAUGAGCACAGUGUGUCAUAAGAACCUGUCCCUGGCACCGUGGACCUGCAGGAGGCGCGAGGCAGUAGAUCACCACUGGAGAAUGCACCUGUGCCCACUUUCAUGGAUGACAAUGCUAAGCGAGCAAGCACUGUUCACUUGUGACUUUCAUUUCUCACACUAUGCAUUGUCAAAGACAAAUGUGCAUGGAAAAAAUGUUUAGUGUCACCUCAUGGUAUUCUUAGCAUUGGUGACCUUCAAAUUGUCUUACAAUGAGACUGCCUUCUAGCUAGGGGCAUGAGGUGGAAAUGUCUGCUACAUUUCAUCCCAGUGCUAACGUGUACAGAUUCCGCUGAGCUACAUUUAGAGCUCCUUACUGUAUAUUUAUGCGUUCUGUGUAUAACAAGUUAUACCUGAUUGAUAAGAUGUCACUUUGUUUCUAGUGGUUCUUAACCAUGGUCUGGUACAUGGCUGUUCUAGUUUUGAAAAUUGAGAAGCAUUUUGUUGCCUCUUGUUUUCUUUUGUUCCUAUUAUUUUUGGAGGGGGUGGGGGGGGGCGCUUGUUUCUAAUUGUAAGUAUAGGAUAAGCUAGUUUGUAUAUAGAGUCAAACGACUGAUGUCAGAGUUUCAGUGCUGAUAGAACUUCCCCAGUUCAUGUCACCACACACACACACACACACACACACACACACACACACACACACAGCAGCAGCAGCAGCAUGCAGCAUGCAGCAUCUGGGCCAAACUCCAAAAAUUGAUGACUUAUGAAAUACAGCUGAAAACAAGAUUUGUGUGCAGUUACUUGUAUUUAUUAUACAAUUUCCAGCUACAUCCUUUCUUCAAACUCAAAAUAAUCUAUGACUUUGAAAGAUAGGUCACCUGGCAAUAUUCAUGGGUUACUGGGGAAGCUGCUGUCAUGAAACCACCCAGAAAAUGACAAAGAAAAUGGGGUGGCUUCCCCCCAAGCGAGUGCCACAUCUUACAUUUCUCCAUUGAGUCGGAAUCAACUACAUUGGAACAGAGAACAAGACGGAAGCAUUGGUUUCAAACGUGGCCAUGGUUUCAAAAACAUCUUUGUCCCCUUGGGUCAAGUGGUCCUUAGAUUUAUGAAUUGGCAGGUUCUAAAUGCAUUAUUUUCCUAGCUGAUCCAGGAGAAAAUUAGAACAAAGUUAAGUUGUAUAGUUUUGAGGAAACAUCCAAAGCAAGGCAAAGCCUUUUUUUUUGUCUUGCAUUGGCAAAACUACCUCUUUAGCAUUUCUGUUCAUUCAGAAACAUCUUGCUGUUAUAUAAAGAUGUCUUAAGCUUCAUUAUGAAAAUAUUGAUGCAAGAUAAGCCAUAUCUGAAUGUUCUAUUCGACUUUAGGGCUUGAACUUAAUCCUCUCCAUAUCUCUUUACACUCUAUUCCUAUUUACUACAUGGGUAGGGGGUCCCCUUAAUAUCAUACUUCAUUGUUAAUAAGUCAAUGCUUGUUAUGUUUCUGGGGUGUUGUUUUUGUGCAU